Messenger RNA from Ceraceosorus guamensis, 2480 nucleotides. RefSeq names its product glycoside hydrolase. Gene Ontology annotation, molecular function: alpha-L-arabinofuranosidase activity. The transcript is spliced from 7 exons. The coding region runs from base 483 to 2459 and encodes 658 amino acids. Lineage: Eukaryota; Fungi; Basidiomycota; Exobasidiomycetes; Ceraceosorales; Ceraceosoraceae. The record is from RefSeq and is a predicted model, not a curated record. Gene Ontology annotation, biological process: L-arabinose metabolic process.
UUCAGCGUCAAGACACAGCACUUGCGCUAGAAGGCUCGUAGCGAUUUGUCCCUCUCCUUCGGCAUUCUGCUACUUCCUGGAUUGUAGCCGCACAGGUCACCGCCCUGGCUAACCGUCUCAGUACGAAGGGAAGGGAUGGCUAUGUGUCCGUUCCUGAACCGCGCCAGAGUCAUGAGGGGCGAUCAUUCAGGUGUGGCCAGAUCCCAUGCUGGCCUUGCUUCGACGUGUUGGACGCUCUCGUCCGCGGCUGCCCUAUGUCUAUAAGAGGCGACGUCCUGGCGAUCAAGGAAGCAUUACUUCACCAUACUCUCACACCUCCCCUCUCGCUCUCCGACAAAGAACCGGUCAACAGGUUCUCACAAUUUCCUGUCCGCCCUUCUCCCCAUACUUCACCCAUUCAUUGGUCCUCUCACCUAUAACACGCCAAGCUACGGCAUUGUUACAGCCCCUGGACUUUCUUCUAGCUUUCGCCCAUCUCCACGAUGAAGGUGUCUCUCACCAUUCCUCUCACGGUGGCGUCAGUAGUCGCUCUUGCUGCCGCCGCGCCAAACUCACUGGUCAACUCUCGACGAGCCACGUCUGUUGAUCUGACCGUAGCGCGCCAGACCAGCAGCAAGGUGGACUUCGGUGUCACUGCUUUCAUAGAGAACAACAUCAACAGCGGAUCCGAUGGUGGCCUGUAUGCUGAACUCAUCAAGAGCCGAGCUCUCCAAAGUGAAGGCGACGGUCUGACCAACAGCUGGACGGGUAACAACGCGGACAUCUCUGUCAUCACGUCCGAUGCCAUUAGCAACGUCCUUCCUCGCUCUCUUCGUAUCGCCAAGAAGGGGAGCCCGAGCAGCUUUGGCGUUAGAAACGUCGGCUGGGCUGGCAUCGCUGCCAAGCCUGGCAAAUACAGUCUCACUCUCAGCGCCCGGUGCAACGCCGCCACAUCCACCACUGCCACUGCCGGUCUGUAUGACGCGCAAAGGAAAGCACUUGGCUCUGCCCAGGUUCCAUUGGCGCUGACCAAUUCCUGGAAAGAGUUCAAGGCCACGAUCCAGGUCGCAGGUGGCAACAAUGUCGCCUCCAACCAGUUUGGUCUGGACUUCCCUGGCAACUUCGCGAGCGAACAAUGCCAAUUCAACCUCAUCAGCUUGUUCCCCGAGACUUUCAAAGGCACGACUGCACGUCAGGAUCUGGCGCAGCUGUUGGCCGACCUUAAGCCCAAGUACUGGCGCGUCAUCGGUGGUAAUGCUCUCGAAGGCAACAAUCUGGCAUCACGUUUCCAGUGGCAGCAGGCAAUUGGACCGCUCAAAAAUCGCCCAGGACGUGCGGGCACCUGGAUCGACUGGGACACGGAUGGCUAUGGUCUGGAUGAAGCCCACAGACUUGGCGAAGCGGUCGGAGCCAAGGCCAUUCCUGGAGUCUUCGCUGGCUACACUCUCAACCAGCAAUCCGUUCCCGACGAUCAGCUUCAACCAUACAUCGACUCGGCCGUGAACGAACUGCACUACCUGCUUGACCCUCAAGGCUCUUCCACGUGGGCGAAGCAGCGUGAAGCCAACGGACACGCGGCCCCUUACAAUCUGGCUGCCGUCCAGGUCGGCAAUGAAGACUGGAUCAGUGAGGCUGCCAUCAAGACGUACCAGACCCGAUACCCUCGUUUUGCCAACGCUAUCAAAGCCGCAUUCCCCAACCUUCUGGUUAUGUCCAGUAGUCCUUACCCUACCCCCAAGACUCAGCUGGCAGCCAUUGAUCAGCACGACUACAACACGCCCAAUUUCUUCUUGGGAGCUUACGACCGUUACGACACAUGGGCACGCAACGCCACCACCAUCUGGAACCUCGAAAUGGCUGUCACAAACAGUGGCAAGUGUGGGGAGACACCCCAAAUUGACGCUUUGAGCGGUCCCUGUCGUCUGACCUACCCUAUCCAACUGGGCGCUGUUGCUGAGUUCACUGCUAUGAUGGGUAUGGAGCGGAAUAGCGAUGUCGUAAAGACCUUCGCCUAUGCGCCGCUGCUGAACAAGAUUGGCAAUGGUCUGAGCCAGUGGCACCCGGACCUCAUCAGCUUCGACGCUGUUGACUCGUGGCCUUCGGCAUCGUACUGGGCACAAUACGCCUUUGGACAAUAUGGCAUCGACUCCCUGUACAAGAUUACAAGCUCUGUAGCAUAUAAGCCGGUCUACUGGAGCGCUGGCAAACAGGGCAACUUGGACGUCAUCAAGCUCAGCAACAGCGGUGCAGACCCUGUCACCGUCACCGUCAAGGCGGACGGAGCGCAGUACAAUCCCAACGCUGCCGGAUCUCUGAUACUCUCUGCUCACAAUGAUGCUUACGCCUCGAACACUCCAGAGAACCGUCAGAACAUCAAGCCCACUCGACGCAACACCUCUGCGAAGGACUUUGUGAAUGGCGCUUUCCGCAUCACUCUGCCGGCCUACUCGCUCGCUGCGGUGAAGCUCGCCAGGGCUUAGUCGUGCAGUGCAAAUGCAAAU